Messenger RNA from Orbicella faveolata, 2265 nucleotides. Its product is annotated as E3 ubiquitin-protein ligase TRIM71-like. The record is from RefSeq and is a predicted model, not a curated record. NCBI's taxonomy places the organism in Eukaryota, Metazoa, Cnidaria, Anthozoa, Scleractinia, Merulinidae.
AUGGAUAUACAAACCUUGUUAAGCAAUCUUUAUGAAGAAGUAUCCUGUUCUGUGUGCAUGACCACAUUCACAGAUCCAAAACAGCUGCCGUGUUUACACAGUUUUUGUCUUCACUGCUUGGAAGGAAUUCUACGAACGAGUGGCCGCCAUGAUAUCGUAACUUGCCCAGAAUGUAGAAGAGAAAGUAGAGUCCCUGGAAGUGGAAACCUGAAGGACUUGCCGACCAACUUUCGCAUUAACAGUUUGCUAGAUGUGUUGGCAAUUAAAGAGUGCAAGUCCACCGGAGUGAAAUGUGGAAAUUGCGACAAAAGAAGCGUACAAAGUUUGUACUGCUUCCAGUGUUGUGCAUUCUGGUGUGACGACUGUAUCACCGGGCACAACAUAAUUCGAGUUAACAAAGAACACCGUGUGUUGGCGCUUACAGACUUUCAAGAUCAAGACAUCGAGGAAGUGUUAAAACGACCAGCAUUUUGCCAGGAGAAACACCAUGAAAAAGAAGAGUUGAAGUUCUUCUGCAAGGACUGUGAAGUUGCCAUUUGCAAUUCCUGUGUUGCCAUUCUUCACGAGGGUCAUGCCAAAAUACAUUUGGAGGAAGCUGCCAAUGAACGAAAGUCACAAGUGAAGUCAGCGAUUGAAUUGCAAAAGCAGAAAGCUCAACAAAAGAGAAACAAAAUCCUUAAACUUGAACAAAACUGCGCUCACAUUGAAAGACGAGCUGCUACCGUGAAACUAAACGUAAACAGAUUUUUUGAAAAAUUGAUGGCAGUAAUAGAAGCGAAGAAGAAGGAAUUAUUGAACGAAGUGGAGACACAAGUAAAAGAAUCUCGCGAGCGUGAGCGAACUGAACAACGAAAUCUGCGUGAGCAAAUAAAGCUAAUUGAUAGACAGAUAGAAAAAACUGAAACUCUUGUAAAGCUAAACACAAGCGCUGGGAUUGUACAGAUGGACAAGUCAUUGAAUACAAUCUUUGAGGUGGAAGUCAGCGAUGAAGAAGAGCAAGUCGACUGUGACCUUGAAGGCUUUCGUCGAUUCAUUUUCGUAGAAAACGAAACAUUGAUUGCGAAAACUAUCACUGAAGGAAUUGGCGCUUUCAAAACAUUUUUCAGCAAAACUAGUCCGCAUCAGUCAGGUGCUCAAGGAAAAGGAAUGCGUGAAGCAAUUGUCGGUCUCCAAGCGCAGUUUGGUUUGACAACAAGAAAUACCGAAGGAGAACAAUGUUAUGACGGGCGUGACUGCGUAACAGUGGAAAUCAGAAAUCAGCAAGGACAGGACUGCGCGACGAAAGCGCGAAUCCAAGACAACAAAGAUGGAAGCUACAACAUCAGUUACUUCGCUAAAGAAACCGGGAAACGUGACUUGUCAGUGAAAGUAAAUGAAGAUCAUGUUUAUGGCAGCCCCUUUGCUGUUAACGUCAAACUCAGACAGUUGAGACCCGUGCUAUCGUUUGGACAACAAGGCUCGGCUGUUGGAAUGCUUACCCGCCCUUGGGGAGUGGCAGUGAAUGAACGUGAUGAAAUUGCAGUGACUGACAAUGACAACAAUAGGAUUCAAGUAUUCCGUAGCGAUGGAACUUACUUAAGAUCGUUUGGUUCAAAGGGUGAUAAACAGGGAGAAUUUAACUUUCCUCGCGGGAUAGCUUUUGAUAGGAAUGGCCAUGUUGUAGUGGUUGACAGUUUUAACCACCGAGUCCAAGUUUUUAGUGAGCAGGGUGAGUUCCUCAGCCAGUUUGGUGAACAAGGUAUUCUUGAUCACCAGCUUAAACAUCCUAACGGUGUAUCUCUAGACAAUGACGGCAAUAUUAUUGUUGCUGAUUCAGGUAGCAAACUAAUCAAGAUAUUUUCUCCUAGUGGUCAGUUUUUACGUAAAGUUGGCGGGAAGGGUUCUUUCACCUUUCCCAUUCACUGUGUCCAACACGACAAAUAUCUUAUUGUGUCAGACAGGGAUGAACACUGUGUCAAAGUUCACGAUAGGGAGGGGAGUUUUUUGUACAAAUUUGGAAAGAAGGGGAGGGGCGAGGGGGAGUUUAAUGCACCUGAUUCCUUAUCAGUCAACAAGGCAGGACACCUGAUGGUCUGUGAUUCAUGGAAUCACAGAGUUCAGGUGUUUGAACUGAAUGGGAAGUUUGGGACAAAGUUUGGAACAAAGUUUGGAACAAAAGGCAGUGGGAUUGGAGAGUUCAAUCUCCCAGGGUCUACGGCAGUUCUUAGUGAUGGUAGGAUAGCUGUGACGGACUUCUGGAACCAUCGCAUUCAGAUUAUUGAAUAG